CUCGCCUUGUAAUCAGGACCUCAUCACAUUCGACUCCACAACAGCUGCGACAUUCUAAAAUACAAUGGACAGCUUCAGCGGAUCUUCUUCUGCCGCAAAGAUCGUCAACGAUGAAAACAAAAAACAAAAAUAUUCCCCACCUACCGGCAAACCUCAAAAAGCCAACCGCAAUAUCAUGCUCGAGAAGUUCCAGGCCAAUGUCAAACCAUCAGUCGUUCAAUAUACAUACAUAUCAAAGCCAUUCUUCUUCUACGGGUCUCUUAUGGAUCCACUGCGACUCCAAGAAGUUCUUCAGCUUCCGGCACCACCAGUCCUCAAACCAGCCAGAGUAAGGUCCUACAAAAUCAUGCUAUGGGGGCAAUAUCCUGCUCUAGUGGACGGGCCAAGUAACAGCUAUGUUGAUGGCAUGUCUUACGUUGUAGAGACCGAGAAGCAACAGAAGAUGCUUGAGCACUAUGAGACAGACGUUUAUAGCGUUGCAGGCAUACGGAUUUCGAUUGAAGGGAAAGAGGUGUUUGGAAGAACUUUUAUGUGGGCUGAUGACCCUAUAGAGCUAAUCGAAGGUACAUGGUCGUUGGAAGAGUGGAAGAAUGGAGCGGAGGAGGAAAUGGCAUCGCAUUUUCGACGAUUGAGUAGCGUUACCAGAUCAAGUACUUCAAAAUUCCUAUUCGAGAACUGUUUGGUGACAAGGUUGGGAUCUUGGACUAAGAUUCAAGGAAGUUCAAAGAGUGUGAAUGAAAGGGUCUUGUAAAGAUAGAGACGAGAAGAGAAAAGGAAGGAUGGAGGAGGAGUACUUAUGUAUCAAAAGGAAAGAGGCUAAGUGAGAUACCGACCCCACUUGUGCCUUCUAAAUCCCAC
Messenger RNA from Mollisia scopiformis, 858 nucleotides. RefSeq lists its product as uncharacterized. Lineage: Eukaryota; Fungi; Ascomycota; Leotiomycetes; Helotiales; Mollisiaceae. The transcript has a single exon. The record is from RefSeq and is a predicted model, not a curated record. Bases 65 to 751 code for a protein of 228 amino acids.